Pyricularia grisea is the source of this 108-nucleotide messenger RNA. RefSeq lists its product as uncharacterized. The record is from RefSeq and is a predicted model, not a curated record. The transcript has 2 exons. The coding region runs from base 1 to 108 and encodes 35 amino acids. Lineage: Eukaryota; Fungi; Ascomycota; Sordariomycetes; Magnaporthales; Pyriculariaceae.
AUGAUUGAAGGGUCUAUCGACUAUUGUUACAAGGGUGUUGACACUACAGCGGAAUGGAUAACAGCCUGUAGAAGAGGAGGGGCAGAUGGGGGGAACUGCGACAACUAG